AUGACAGUUAAGCCGGCAAAGCGUCCACCGGCUGCAUUCACGCGAAUUCGGACAACAGCCCAAGAAAUUCCCACAUCGCAACCCGUCGUCCCCACCCCGGAGCCGAUCCCCCCCGCAGCGCUGGGGAGGGCAGAGCGCCCGCUCGCGCGCGGAUGGAGCCGCCACGAGGGACGGCCGCCGCCUCGGUGCACGCCUCCGAGGGUCAGGCCGCAGGAGGAGGAGGAGGAGGAGGAGGAGGAGGAGGAUGGUGAGGAUACUUUUUUCGCCCGCAACCGCAAGCGGGCAGCUGUGCGGCGUCAAGAGUCAAACGCGAGACAAGCCUGCAGCGCGGAGAAGUCACACAACAAUGGCGCCCUCCGCGCGGUGGUCGAGGCUGCGGGUGCGCGGCCUGCUGCCGACCCAAACUGCGCCGCACUCCUUUAA
Prorocentrum cordatum is the source of this 423-nucleotide messenger RNA. NCBI's taxonomy places the organism in Eukaryota, Dinophyceae, Prorocentrales, Prorocentraceae. The record is from the annotation of a GenBank genome assembly.